Molecule: messenger RNA, 1359 nt
Organism: Prorocentrum cordatum
Lineage: Eukaryota; Dinophyceae; Prorocentrales; Prorocentraceae
Source: the annotation of a GenBank genome assembly
AUGCCUCGGCACACGAUGACAGUGUAUCCAACCAGUUGCGAUCGGGAUUAUUUUGUUCGCCUGUUCAUUUGCAUGAGUGCGAUCGUUUGUAUCAGCAUGAACUUCGCUUUCGACGCCAAGGAUGACCUUGAUCGGGUGAUGACCAUCCUUCGCCAGGCCCUGCACCAGUCCCAGAGCGAAGUUGUAGUGUUUUUGCUCUUCGUCCUCACAUACUUCGCUGGUUUUGCCAAAGCGAGACGGUGGUCGGUGCGUUCCAGAUUCACUCCCAAGGUCAUGAGCCCGAGGGCCUCUGGUAAUACAACCUUUCCUAAGGUCACAGCAGGACCCACGAAGGCUACCGCCGUGAAGAUCAAUCUGCCGACCACGAGGAGAUUUGAGGAGUCGGAUGCCGACAAGCACCUCAUCAAGGCGAUCGACAAGGAGUGCUUGCCGACCGAUGGCCCGAGGUUCUCGCAGCUAGUUUCGGCUUGUGUCAGGCUGGGCAACACAGAGGUCACGCUGCAUCUGUUCGACCACAUGCUCGAAAGCGGCGUCGCCUGCGACCCAGAGCUGAUUAUUCGCUGCGGCACUGCAGGCAAGUUCUUCAAGCUCGUGGCGGCGAGCUUCGACGACGCACGCAUGCGGGCCUGUGGGGUCCAGCUCAUGCGAACGAUUGAGGCCCACGGGCUCUGGCCCACGAACGAGGUCCAGAACCAGCUCAUCCGCUCCUGGAAGAGCAAGCUUCCGGGCCAUGUCGUGGAGGUCUUCGUCAGCAUGCGCGAGAGGGGGCUGCAACUCAGCGCGACCGCGUACCGCUGCGUCAUGGCCGCGCACGAGCGGGACCAGCCGGUGUUCACGCUUCGGCUCUACGACGAGAUGCUGCAGCGGGGCAUGAAGGUCGACCGCGUUGCGUUCAACGCGGUGUUGUGCGCUUGCUCGCACCUCGGCAUGAGCAGCCAGGCCCUGGUGUUGUUCGAGCAGAUGCCCAAGUUCGGGCUUGUUCCCAACGGGAAAACAUACGGCACUCUCAUCAGGGUCUGCACCCGCGCUGGCAAGCUAGAUGAGGCCUUGGAGCUCCUCGAGUCCAUGCGGGCGGCGGGUAUCGAGCCCAACCGCUUCGCCUUCCGCGACGCCAUCCAUUGCUGUGUCAAGCUCAAGAAAUUCGACGAGGCCUACGAGCUGUAUCAGGACCUCGUCGAAGCCAGCGCAAUCCCUUGCAACAACACUUGCAUGUACAUCAUGGAAGCGUGCCUCAAGAACGCCUGCUUGUCGGUCGCGGAACGCAUCCAGGCGGACAUGGGGACCAUGGGGCAGAACGGUGUGUUUCGGGUCGAGAUAGUCAAGGACUCCGCUGAUGCAGUCGACUCAGAUACUGAGUAG